ACUGCUGCUCGUUCGUCGGGUGAAGUUAGUGCGUAUCGAUCUCCUCCGAUCGCGGACAUCUGGAGCUCCGGUUCAACCUCCACACGUACCGACUUCAUCUCCCCACCCGAGGCGUCCUCAGGUCGGCGGAUCGCCUCUGCAGUCUCCCCGGUGCAGACGGGAGAUGGUGGGCUGGGUCGUACGGACGGCUCUCACAUAGACGCGUAUUGCGGAGAUAGGUGUUCGCUUUUUAACGAGGGAGGGGGAAUCGACGCCUCGGGUUUUGAUUUGAGAGAUUCGUGUGAAGAGGACACGGGCGGGGGAGGAGGUAAGAGCAUCCCGCACACCACAAUCGCCUUUCCCACGCAACAGCGAGGAGUUUAAUCAAGAGACCCACUCAGCCCGGAGGCUCCAUCCGGACCCACCGACACCGGAGAAGAGGAGGAGAACGGACCACGACCGUCGUGGGAAAGUGACGGACACGUCUAACGGCUAUACGCCUACCGUCGAACGGAAUAUCGGACUUGAAUCGGAGGGGCAGAACACAAUGGACUCCGAGGGAUCCUUAUCAGCUGCGCGCUGCUGGCUGGCCUGGUGGUGUCCCAGCGCGUGGUGACGGUGCAGGAAGGCCCCGUGGUGCGCACGGAGGGCUCCCACGUCACCAUCUGGUGCAACGUGUCGGGCUACAAGGAGGGCCUGCAGCAGGACUUCGAGUGGUCCAUGUACCUGCCGUCGUCGCCGGAGCGCGAGAUCCGCAUCGUCAGCACGGCGCAGCAGAACUACGCCUACGCCGUCUACGCCCAGCGGGUCAACGCCAAGGAGAUCUCCGUGGAGAGGCUGAGCCGCGACUCCGCCCUGCUGCACAUCGCCAAGGUGACGGCGCUGGACCAGGGGCUGUUUGAGUGCUACACGCCCAACACGGACGGCCAGUACCUGGGAUCCUACAGCGCCCGCACCAACCUCACAGGUGAGUCGCCGGCGCUCCCAGUGCCGGAGCGUACGCCGGCGUGUUAGGGCCCUGAGCGGUGGGGGGGGGGGGGGUUGGAUCAGGUGUGUUUUGAGCGUGACGGAGCAGUGCUGUGUGUCCAUUGGCAGCGUGCAGACGUAGCAGUACUGCGGGCUUUCACUCUCGUGAGUUUGGACGUUCGUAAUGGCCACCGAUCUAUGGGGAGGAUGACGAUGGCUUUGGGGAGAGGCUGCUUGCUGCUGACCGUCCCGAGCCGCAGAUUAAAUAAGGGGCGUAAUGGACUGGAGAUCGGUCGGACGGCCGGUAACACGACCCCGCUGGCGUCAGGCUGAGCAGCUCUGCGGAGGAACCGGGAGUGAUCGUUUGUCCGUAUCUGGCCGGAGUUAUGUUCCAUUGAUCCAGGAGUCUCUCUCCAGGGGUCCGUGUGUUGGUGGAGUAGUGUUCCCAGUGGGGGUGCUUCUGCCUUGAGCUAUGUCGGCUGGAUUAAAGUGCAUCGCGGGGUGGGUGAGGUCAGACCAGUGGGUUAGUGGGGCCAGGGCCAGUGGUUUUGUUAGGCCAGUCGGUUUGUGGGGCCAGACCAGUUGGUUUGUGAGGUCAGUGGGGUUGUCAGGUCGGUGGGGGACAGCCGGGGAGUUGUGACUGGCGGGCUUUCAGGGGCUAAUCCCUGUGGAGCCAGGGGUUGUGUGAGGGCGAGGCGGUGUGCUGGGGGGGGGGGUCACGUCGGGUCCCACCUGUUCUCCACGAGACAUCUCCCAAGUCCUGACAUCACUCACACACAGACACACACGUGUGCACACUCGCGUGAGCGCACACACAAACAAACACACAUUAGCAGAGACGUGCACAACGCACCGUUUCAAUAAUGCAGUGUGAGGUUUCAGACAUCUUUUUGUCCUAGCAAAUUUUGUUGUUCUCCUCUCUGUCUGUCUGUCUGCCUGUCUGCCUGUCUGCCUGUCUCUUUCGGUCUGUCUCUCUCUCUCUCUCUUCUCCCUGCAUUCUCUCGAACUCUGAUGGAAUCUUACCUCAAGGUUGAUCUGAGAAUGGAUUAACCGGGAUAGUUUUUUUUACUAUUGUGUAGUGGAUGUUUUUACUGGUCUUUUAACGGCUUCAUUAGAGCAAAGUGAUGCUGAGGUGAUUUCUCCGUCUGAUUAUACGGCUCUAGCAGAGGGAGAUGAACCUCGGAUGCCUCUACCCGUUUAUACUGGCAGCAUACCUCACAUGGCCAGUUAUCCCAUUACUUAUGUUUGUGGUGGUGUGUGGUAAAUCACCAACGUUAUUGAAGCCCUAAAUAUCGUCAGGGUAGAGACGUUGAAGGAUCGGCUCAUUUGGAUCCUUUAUGACCCAUAUUCUUUUGCUAGCUCAGAUUAACAGAAUAUUGUAAUCUCAGAAGUGAUUGGCAACUCGUUCUCAUUAUUCAACCGUUGUUCCAUGACCUCUUGUUGAACGCCGUUUGUGAAUCAAAACGUUGCAGUAUCGUCUUGGCUAUUCGUUCUCGCGCUGCUCCGAUCCAGACUGCUGGCGAGACUGAUUGUGAUCCACUCCUAGAUCUCUACGGUGUUGCACUCCUUCAGGUUCUGAAUCCGGCGUAAGCCUCACUCCAUCCCUCUGGUUCUUCCUUGGUCUUCGGGGGGUGACGAGGGGGCUUCAAACCUGGAGCCGUGGAGCCCUCUGAGACCGUAGCUGUGAUGAAGCGCUGGUCAUAUCCACCAGAUGAAGGGGUCAGGAAUAUGGAUCCGAGAGAUGAUCCUCAGUUCUCCUCUCCUCUUCCUCUCCCGAGCCUCCUCCUCCUCCUCUGGCCUCUCUGUAGUUCGGUCUUUCUUCAUCUCCCUCUCUCAUACCUUACCUCUCUCCCGGGUUCCGGUCGUAAGCCCACUCCCCUCAAACAUUCCCAGAGUUCCCAGUCCACAGCUGACCCUGCCUGGGCUCCGUGUCACACCCAGAUUGGGAAUCCCCUCUCCCACCCCCACCAUUCACCCCCCUUCUCCUUCCGGGGUUUUCCAUCCUCGUGCACCCCUUCCUCUUGUCUGAGUCCUGGGGGUCAGAGGUCAAACUGCACCCUGUGGGUCGGGGCUGAUGUCCUC
Messenger RNA from Gadus macrocephalus (Pacific cod), 3027 nucleotides. Its product is annotated as immunoglobulin superfamily member 2-like. Bases 700 to 993 code for a protein of 97 amino acids. The transcript has 2 exons. The record is from RefSeq and is a predicted model, not a curated record. NCBI's taxonomy places the organism in Eukaryota, Metazoa, Chordata, Actinopteri, Gadiformes, Gadidae.